ACUAGCUUCAUUGAAUAUAUAUUUGAUCGAGGUCAUGACCAGCAAAUACCGAGAUAAACCAUGACGAGAUAGAGAUCGACCAAAAAAACCCAACUCGUAAAAGUCAUUACUUUUCGCUCUAUCAUCAUUUGUAAGUACGUAGUGAGCCAAUUUUGAGCUUCAAAACCAUGUACCAAUUGCUUCCUCAAAUUUCUGACUUUCCCAUGAUCUCUGAGACCACAUCAGAAGAAACCAUUCCGCCUGAGUUUCUCACCGAGGCAGUGUUUGCAGGAGGUAGCUUCUGGAGCCUAGAAGCUGCGUUUGGGCGUGGAGAAGGAGUUGUGAAAACUGCCACAGGCUAUUAUGGAGGAACGCUGAGAAAGCCUUCAUAUAGAGAGGUCUGUGAAGGAACAACAGGCCACACUGAAGCCGUGAAAGUCGUAUACGAUAAAAGGAGAAUCCCAUACAGAUUUCUGUGUGACAUUUUCUGGGAAAGCCAUGAUCCCACCAAUAAAGACUACCUGAACUUUGGACUAAUUAGCAAGCACCAAAGGUCUGCAGUCUUUUACAGCAACGAGAAAGAGAGGAAGGAAGCACAGGAGUCCAAGAUCAGGCGGCAGAUGAAGCUCAACAAGAGGAUUGUCACCAAAAUCAUACCCUCUGAUUCUGAUACAGAUUUCUUCGUGGCAGAAAACCAACAUCAGAAGUAUUAUCUGCAGAAGAAGUUAAGGGUGUGUGAAAGUCUGGGGCUGAGAAGCACAGACCAAUUUGUGGAGUCAAACAUAGCUUGCAAACUCAACGGGAUUUUAGCCAUGGAAGAACACUCGAUGGUUAUUGAUGAACUGACGAUAUUUUUGCAAACCCAAGAGAUGCCAAUGCAGACAAAGUUAGCAUGCGAAGAAAUUAUUGAAGAACUAAACAAAAUUAAAGUUGAAAAAAGCCCAAAUUCGCUGAACAUCAUGUACGUGUCUUGUAAUUAAUUUUAGGGCUCCGAUCCCAAGACAAGAUUCAUAAAUUUGGGCUCACCAAAUCAAAUUAAAUUUCCUAUUAAUGCUGUGGUGGAAAAGCUUCCACGUGUUAGUGCAUGGUGGCAACAUGCACCAAAGAACAUGGAGCAUGUUUCAUUGAAAAAGUAAUGCUAUAUAUUGUUAGCCCA
Messenger RNA from Alnus glutinosa, 1135 nucleotides. RefSeq lists its product as uncharacterized. NCBI's taxonomy places the organism in Eukaryota, Viridiplantae, Streptophyta, Magnoliopsida, Fagales, Betulaceae. Gene Ontology annotation, cellular component: cytoplasm. Gene Ontology annotation, biological process: cellular response to oxidative stress. The coding region runs from base 168 to 959 and encodes 263 amino acids. Gene Ontology annotation, molecular function: peptide-methionine (S)-S-oxide reductase activity. The record is from RefSeq and is a predicted model, not a curated record. The transcript has 5 exons.